Molecule: messenger RNA, 1647 nt
Organism: Zea mays
Lineage: Eukaryota; Viridiplantae; Streptophyta; Magnoliopsida; Poales; Poaceae
Exons: 3
Coding region: 746-1324 (192 amino acids)
Source: RefSeq, a predicted model, not a curated record
CCAUCUAAUCAUACCACCAGGGAGUAAAGGUUAGGAUGUUGUUGUGGUGCUUGAACCUGGAAGCAUGCUCCACCGGGACCUGGGUUCGGUCGAGCAACAACUAGUCCGCUAAUGACGCCAGUCGCCGGCUGCUGUUCGGAGGCUAGCAAAAGGGCGAGAGGGUUUGCUAGUACGUACAGAGCGUGCGCGAGUAAGUGGCUGGGAGCCCGCCGUUGUCAAGAGAGAAGUUGCGAGGGGCAGAGGAUCAUGGCGCUAGAACUUGUCGAUGCGCAGGGAGUUCGCCGAAGGGCGUUAAAGAGCACCGAAGCCUUGGCGAGUUUCCUCCAUACUCCGAAAUUUGUCGUCGUGCCGUUACAGCGUGGGUCGACGUCACUGCGGUCUCGUUGCCGCGUGAGGUCACGAGUCAUCUGAAGAUCAUCCUGGUACCUGGAAUCUCAAGUCCCAGGUCAAGAACAGGUACCGCAGGAUGAGGCGCAUGGAGGAUGCUGUGGCGAGUUCGCGAGAGGUCUAGGUCGUCGUCUCCCAGUCAACUUUGGGUUGCUGGACCGUUGUCUCUGAAAGGGAAAUGUGCCCUUGGGCCAUUUCUAAGUAUUUUGGUGAUUUAGUGUCCAACACAAGUGCCUAAGUGUAAAAGGUGGACAAAGUACAAAUCAAGAAUAAAGGUAUGUUUCUCAGACUUAGUACAUUGUUUUGUGGACUAAUGUAUUGUGUCUAAGUGCUGGAAACAGGAAAAAUCCAAUUGAAAAUGUCUUGGCUCGAGCAGCCAAGACUUUGCUCAGUCUGGAGCACCGGACUGUCCGGUGGUGCACCGGACAGUGUCCGGUGCGCCAGGCUGGCUCGAGCAAACUGGCCGCUCUCGGGAAUUCACCGGAGACGUACGGCUAUAAUUCACCGGACUGUCCGGUGUGCACCGGACUGUCCGGUGAGCCAACGGUCGGUCGGGCCAACGGUCGGCCGCGCGAUCUGCGUGGGACACGUGGCCGAGCCAACGGCUAGAAGGAGGCACCGGACUGUCCGGUGUGCACCGGACAUGUCCGGUGCGCCAACGGCUCUCUGGCUGCCAACGGUCGACUGUGCCAUUUAUGGAAAGAAAUCGGGCACCGGACAUGUCCGGUGUGCACCGGACUGUCCGGUGCGCCAGUCGACAGAAGGCAAGAUCAGCCUUCCUAGAUUGCUCUCAAUGGCUCCUAGCUUCCUUGGGGCUAUAAAAGGGACCCCUAGGCGCAUGGAGGAGCAUACCAAGCAUUCCUACAACAUUCCUAAGCACCAAGAUAUCGAUUCCGCGCCUUUGAUUCUUUGCGAUAGCAAUUGGAGCUCUAGUUGAGUGGUGAACUCAUUGAGUUGUAUUGUGAGCUCUCGUUGUGACUUGUGUGCGUGGUGUUGCUGUGAUUUCUUGAGUGCGUUGCUAAUCCCUCCCUUGCUCCGUGUUUCUUUGUGAUCUUAAAGUGUAAGGGCGAGAGGCUCCAAGUUGUGGAGAUUCCUCGCAAACAGGAUUGAGAAAAAGCAAGCAAAACACCAUGGUAUUCAAGUGGGUCUUUGGACCGCUUGAGAGGGGUUGAUUGCAACCCUCGUCCGUUGGGACGCCACAACAUGGAGUAGGCAAGCGUUGGUCUUGGCCGAACCACGGGAUAACCACCGUGUCAUCUC